Phlebotomus papatasi is the source of this 2562-nucleotide messenger RNA. RefSeq names its product serine protease inhibitor 77Ba. Gene Ontology annotation, molecular function: serine-type endopeptidase inhibitor activity. The record is from RefSeq and is a predicted model, not a curated record. Bases 889 to 2490 code for a protein of 533 amino acids. The transcript has 8 exons. NCBI's taxonomy places the organism in Eukaryota, Metazoa, Arthropoda, Insecta, Diptera, Psychodidae.
GGUUCUUUAGACGUCUUUAUUUGCAGAGUAUUCACUUUUAUUUUUGCAAAACCUGCAGGAAGUGUCUUGUCGCAUUUUAUAAAGAAUUCUCAUCUGUUGAACGGUAGAACCCUUGUCAGUAGAGUGGUCAUCCAUGAAAACUUUCACCUUUAUCCAUCUACCUGGGUUCUCUGGCAAAUCGAGAAUUAAAGUCUCUCAAUUUUUGCGCUAUUGCCUCUCUCUGUGCGGUUCAGUUGGCCAGAGAGACAUGGGUGAACUGGAGGGAGAUUGGGAGAGAAGUCUAGGUGUUUACCUGAGCGGCAGCAGUUGUAAAAUGUAAAUUUGAUGAGGAGGCAGGUGAGUCCGCAAUGAGCAAGUGCCUCAAGUGUUGAUUGAGAACAUAUUAAAGUGUAUGGAAGAGAUAAAACUGGAUUUACUGGCUUCUCAUCGGCCGACCAGAGGAAGUUGUCACGCGCCAAAAGCGCGCUGCUAACUCUCGGAGAGACACUCUCUGGCCAGAGCAUCAGAAAACCAUUCGCCAGUUGAGCUGUGUUGUUCACUCUGGCAAGAUAUUUUUGGAUCGGAGUGCAGGAGAGUUGUUCAACUGUGUGGUUGGGUUUUGUGGUGUAUUCGUGGUUUAAAUACCAUAAAUAUACAGAAAAGUGCUGGUAUUUAUUUUUUGGGAAUAUUCCGAAGAGAUUGGAAAAUGGAUUUUUCAUUUAAAUAAUUUUGCAACCAGUGAAUGUUGGAUUGGAUUAUAAGAGAGGAUUCAAAAAAAAAGUGAUACGUUAAAAGAGGGAUUGUGCACACAGAAAAAGUGAUCUUGAUAGUGCACAGAGUGUUCAAAAGUGAAUUUCCUGGUGAAUUUUUCUCAAUCUCUCUGGAGGGCAGUUACAGUGUGCUCGAACAAUGGAUAAAUUCCUAUAUAUCAGCUUUUUUCUGGUCAUACUAGUGGAACUGAGCAAGUCUCAGGGCACGGCGGGAAAUCCCACAGCAUCGAAUGUACAGGUGCAACAAGUGCAAGGAGCAGAAAUUCCAACGAUAAGUCAGACCAAUAGUCAACAAAAUGUGCAGACACAGCAAGUUCAGCAGCAAAAUUAUCAGGAAUUGCAGGAGUUCCUGCUGCAGCAGGAAUACCUGGAGAAGCAGAAGCAACAGCAAUUGUUGCUGCAACAACAGCAGCAGCAACAGCAAUUGCUGCAACAGCAGCAGCAGCAACAAAUUCUUCAACAGCAAAAACCGCCGCAACAACAAAUUACGGUGACUCAAAGGCUUCCUUCCCUGCAAGAAAUCCAGCAUGAUACGUCUCAAACGAAUUUGCUGACAAACACAUCCAAUCUUGAAAGAGAAGUACUGCGUUUGAUCUCAGAUGGAUCAGAACAUUUUGCCUUGCAGCUUUUUAAAGGAGUAAUUGAGGAAAAUUCAGCCCAGAAUUACAAUUUUAUCAUGUCACCUUUCUCUAUAUGGUCCCUGAUCGUACUCCUGGUUGAGGGAUCAGGUGGAAGAACACUCUCAGAGAUUGAAUCAGUUCUGGGCCUCCCCAAAAAUAUUGCCUACGUGAGAGAUGGUUAUAGACAAAUUCGCAAUGCUUUAAAUGUCAACACUUCCACAUUGGAAAUUUCGACUCUGCAUGCUAUGUUCUCAGACAAAAACAGACCAGUUCAUCCCGACUUUGAACGGAGAAUUGAACAAUUCUACUAUACUGAAGUAAUACCAGUGAAUUAUCUAGAGACUCUACAGACGGCCCAGACUAUUAAUCGAUAUGUAGCAACAGCCACAGGAGGGAAAAUCAACCAAAUACUUAAAAGAGGUGAUCUCAUGGAUGCUAACAUGAUCCUAAUUUCGGCUAUUUUCUUCAGAGGACAAUGGAGGAGCCCUUUCAAUGUCUCCCAAACGACAGAAGAGCCCUUCUAUGAUGAAUUUGGAAAAACUCAAGGGAAAGUUAACAUGAUGUUCCAACGAGGAAGUUUUCCCUAUACAGCAAUUGCAGACCUCGAUGCUCAUAUUUUAGAGCUGCCCUAUGGAAAUCUCAAUAGACUUAGUAUGAUCAUUCUUUUGCCACGAAAAGGCACCCCUCUUGGCCAGGUCAUUGAAAAAUUGGCAAACGUCCGACUCCAGCGAGUUUAUGACGAACUGAAAAAGGCUGCUGAUGAAUAUGAAGACGAUGAAGUAGAAGUGUAUAUGCCUAGGUUUAAGAUUACCGCUGAUUUCGUUCUCAAUCGUGUCCUCGAAAAGAUGGGCUUGCUUGAUAUCUUCAGUCCGACAAAUGCCAAUCUAUCGAAAAUUACAAGCUCCCAAAUAUACCUUUCCCGGCUCAUUCACAAGGCAACCAUUGAGGUGAAUGAGGAAGGAACUGUCGCAUCAGCCGUCACAGCUGGUGUUUUUGCGAACAAAGCCACACCGCCACGGUUCUAUGCAAAUCGGCCGUUUGCAUAUCUCAUCGUGGACAAAACGACAAAUAUUCUAUUGUUUUGCGGACAAGUCAAAAAUCCAAAUACUUUCUACUUCUGAAUGAUGUACAUGUAAUGAGUGAUAAUAUGUAUUUCUCACAUUAAAAUUUGUAUUGAAUUUUUUUAACAUUAA